Messenger RNA from Condylura cristata (star-nosed mole), 1254 nucleotides. It is a transcript of the gene ACTL9, whose product is annotated as actin-like 9. NCBI's taxonomy places the organism in Eukaryota, Metazoa, Chordata, Mammalia, Eulipotyphla, Talpidae. The coding region runs from base 1 to 1254 and encodes 417 amino acids. Gene Ontology annotation, cellular component: membrane; cytoplasm; synapse. The record is from RefSeq and is a predicted model, not a curated record. Gene Ontology annotation, molecular function: nucleosomal DNA binding; protein kinase binding. The transcript has a single exon. Gene Ontology annotation, biological process: cell motility; axonogenesis.
AUGGAUGCAAAUGGCCCCAAGCUCCCGGAGCCCAGAUCCUAUUCAGAGGCCCCCCGGCCUGACCUGAGCCCCAGCUCAAUCCAGGCGAGCAAAACCCUGCAACAGGACUCCCCCGGCCUGGUGGGGGACAGGCUGCCACCCAAGACGGGGGCUGUGGUCAUCGACAUGGGCACAGGCACCUGUAAGGUGGGCUUCGCGGGGCAGGCCCGGCCCAUCUACACAGUGGCCACCGUCGUGGGCUGUCACCCCAAGAAGUCUGCCACCUCCAAACACACAGUGCUGGAGACCUUCAUCGGCGAGGCCGCCCGCUCGCGCCCGGAGCUGACGCUGGUGCAGCCGGUGCGCAACGGAAUCCUGGUGGACUGGGAAGCCGCCGAGCUCAUCUGGCGCCACGUGCUGGAGCACGACCUUCGUGUGGCCACCUGGGACCACCCCCUGCUGCUCUCGGACCCGCCCUUCAGCCCCAGCACCAACCGGGAGAAGCUGGUGGAGCUGGCCUUCGAGUCGCUGCGCUCCCCGGCCAUGUACGUGGCGUAUCAGUCGGUGCUGUCCGUCUACGCCCACGGGCGGGUCAGCGGGCUGGUGGUGGACACGGGCCACGGGGUCACCUACACGGUGCCCGUGUUCCAGGGCUACAAUCUGCCGCACGCCACCGAGCGCCUGGACCUGGCCGGCACCCACCUGACGGCCUUCCUGGCCGAGAUGCUGCGAGGGUCAGGCCUGCCGCUGGGGCAGCAGGACCUGGACACCGUGGAGGACAUCAAGCACCGCUACUGCCAUGUGGCGCCCGUGGCGCCCAAGCGGCAGGCCCGGCCGGGGCAGGAGUGCCGCCGGACCCUGAAGCUGCCGGACGGCCGGACGGUGACGCUGGGCAGGGAGCUGUUCCAGUGCCCGGAGCUGCUGUUCAGUCCCCCCAAGAUCCCAGGACUGUCGCCCGUGGGCGUCCCCGCCAUGGCCAGCCAGAGCCUCCGCAAGGUCCCGGCCGAGGCGCGGGCUGAGGUGGCGCAGAGCGUGCUGCUGUGCGGGGGCUCCUCGCUCUUCGCGGGCUUCGAGGCCCGUUUCCGCGCCGAGCUGCUGUGCGCGCAGCCCCCCGGGGCCCCGGCCGCCGCCGUGGUGGCGCAGCCCAGGAGGAACUUCGCGGUGUGGAUCGGGGGCUCCAUCCUGGCGUCCCUGCGCACCUUCCAGUCCUGCUGGGUCCUGCGGGAGCAGUACGAGGAGCAGGGGCCGCACAUCGUGUACCGCAAGUGCGCCUGA